CGUAGUUGUGAGUGGCUUGGUAUACACUCCCCCGCACUAGCAGGAUUACCAGGAGGUAUACACUUCCAAAGCCACGCUCGGUGUGUGGACAGUCCACAAUAGUACAGCCCCUCUACCUAACACAGGUAAUGUGGGUGGACGUACGCUUUGCCCCGGGGCAAUUAUCACCUAUUUUUAGACAAGUAAACGACUUUCUUUGCCAUUCAAAUCAAGCUAAGGUGAAUGCAUUGAAAUAGUUUGGGGACUGUAGCCAUAGAGAGAAGGUGAAAAUGUUUACAGGGACAGAUCAUUUACUUAGAACUGUGGACCGCAUUGAAACAAACACACACCAUCACAAUGUUGGAGUGUUUUUCUGUACACUCUUUGUUGUUAUCAGAAGUGGGAGACGUUGUGCAUAAAGCCAUUAAAAAUACAUGUAACAAUGCUAUGGAGGGCUUUAGUGUUACAGCGUUCCUGUGACUGUUGUUGAUUUACCCAAGAAGUAGGUUAGCCGUGACACACAUGGUGUAACACUGCAGACAACACCAACGAUGGUUAUACCCGAGUGAAAUUCAGCGUGACCAACUGAAAUUUACAUCCUGCUGAGGAGGAGUUACAUGCAAUACACAAUGACGAUGGUUCCAUGAAUUAAAAACUUUACACACUGAGUUUCAAGGAAAUAUUUACAAUGUCUGGCGUGGCAUGGUGGCGUCAGCUCAGACAGAGGAAACCUCACAGGUAACAGAUGAAGUGGACACUAUAAGGGAAGAUUUUUUAACUGUGAAGCACUUAACCAGGAACUUAUACAGGUGUAUAGCGUAGACAGAUUUGAACUUUAUUAUGUGAUGCAUGUCACACGGGAUAGCUAUACUCAGUACAAACACGAAGACACUGCAGUAUUUCAACAGUGGUUGCCUGAAUAUGGAGAGGGAGAUUUUAAGGCUGUAGCCGACUUCAUUGAUUUUAAACUUUCUAUAAGUUCAGAAGUGACUGUCGUAUUCAAAUGCGACACAGUUCACAUAUUGCAGUGGAGAGUAACAUAGAGAAAUGGGCACAAAUGAAGUGCUGAAUGGGUCGGACCUCUUUGUUAAUGGCAGUAACAACCAUGAGAAUGUAAGUGCAUUAUCUAACUAUUACGCAGUUUGGCUGUACAAUGAAAAAGCGUUUGAGGCUAACAAGCCUGUCAUGAGUUUUCUAAUCAUCAUGUCUAUACUGGGAAUGUUCGGAAAUGGAUCUGUAGUGUACAUAUACAGCUGUCGGUUCAAAAGGAAUACGAUGAAUUAUUUCAUUCUUUUGUUGGGGAUAUCUGAUGUUAUUGGUGCGUUUACAUUGAGUCUGGAGGCUGUGGACAGAAGAUUUCCCAUGUAUUCCGGCAAUAUUCCAGCUCUGUGCAAAAUUGUUCGCUUUGUCGGGAAUAUCGUGAAUAUAUGGUCUGCUGGAAUCUUGGUUUGCAUAGCAUUUGACCGUUACUACAAGAUCUGCUACCCAAUGAGAUCAUUCACAAUGAGUAAAGCCAAGAAACUGUGUGCCGCAGUGGUACUAGGAGGCUGUAUUGGUGCUUGGCCAAUCAGUAUCUUUCAUGGGCCAGAGAUGGUAAUGACAAAAAUUCCAGGUGUGUACGGAAUGGACUGCGCGGAUGACGACAACUAUAAAGACCUUUUGGUAAGGCCGUUAUAUUUCGCCACUCUCCUGACUGUAAACCUCAUUAUUUUUAUCACGAUGGUUGUUAUGUAUUCCUUGCUGUAUAAGGAGAUUUGGAAAUGGAAGCACAAGAACGUCGGGGAAGACCUCAAUAAAAUAAAGUCCAGGUCUGUCCGCAGCAUCAGCAAUGUUUCUAUGGACAAGCAUAUACAUUUCUCCGAGGCAGACGAGGUCUUCACAGACCAUUCAGGUAGUGUCAAAGAUUAUAACUUGUCCGAUUUACAUGGGAUAAGUCUUGUAAUACCUGUAACGCAUAAUAAUGUUUUUAAACAGAACGGGGUUCAAAACAGCAAUGGUGAAGUUCUAGUGUCAUCGAAGCACAAUUCCUCCUCGUUAGAAUCAUUUGACAGUCUAAGUAGUGGUGACGAUAUGGACCUACAUGAUGGCAUGGAAAUGCAUCAGCAGAGAGAACAUGGCUCACAACUAUGUCUCAACAACUCUCUACACCGUGACGACGACGGCUCCCAGGAUGGUAUGCAUGAAGGAGAGCAUCUAAAUCUUACCUUCUCUUCAUGUGAAAGUGAUAAAACGGAAAAUUCUACAAAACAAAAUGGAACAUCACAUAUUUCCAAUGGCCAUUUUCAAAACAGUCAUUUAUAUGUUACACACCUUACAGUACGGAAUACACCAAAUUCUUCAUUACAAAGUUCUCCCAGAGAAACUGAUACCAUUAACAGAACAAAAUCUACCAGUGCCUCUGAAGAGGAAACUUCCCGGAAGCGUUCUAGAAGUGAAUCCCUGGUUUCCCAUUUCUCGUCAAUUUCUAGUGCAUUCAAAAAGACACUGUCUUGUAAGUCUAACAGCAGUAUGAAGCAGCGAACACCAAAAUCCACGGCUAGUCUUGCUCACAGUACGUUCUUGUUUGCUGUCAUCACCGUAACCUUCAUCCUCAGUUACCUCCCUUUCUUCAUCGUGGAGUUAUUGACAACCACAGGUACUUUGAACAUGAACGGAGACCUUCCUCUGGGUCAUAAACAAAUCCUCAGGUUGUGUAACUCCUCAUUCUGUGUCAAUACUGCCAUUAAUCCCAUUAUUUACAGUAUUCUUAACCCUGCAUUUAAAAGGCAGCUUAAAAUCAUCUUUCUUGGGGAUAGUUCUCCUCCGAAGCGAGGUUUUCGUGUCAAUGAAAUAAAGUAGUGCCAUAUAUUAACCAUCAAGUGAUAUUUACCAAUCCAGACUUUCAUUCAAAUAAAUAAGUCUAUCACAAGUAAUGUUUAAAGAUACUUUGACUUAAACCAUGUUUUCCAUACAGCUUAUCAUGACCAUUUGAACAAAUAUCCUUGAUAAUCAGUUGUUUUUGAACUGUUUUCGAUUUACCCUUGGCAAUGUGAUAUUUACAAAUACUCAUCUGAACUCUGACCUUUGACUCACUACUUUUGUUCGUAGAUACAGGGGUACCUAUAGUGUAUGCCAUUUGUAUACUCUAGAGUAAAUGUACUGGUAUGUAUUUUGUGUACAUGUUCAUUUUAUGUGUGUGGUUUCCCAAGGAUGAUUUUGAUUCAAUCCUGACAUUUUUGCAUCAGUUAACUCAUUUACCCCUGAAGACACAUUUGAACCCUUCCAAUUCAAAGGUUGGAAUAGUUCAUUAUGAAACUUCAGGGGUGAAUGUGUUAAAUAACCAAUUAUCAUUAUCAGUAUCAGAUAUAACAAAACAGACAAGUUGAUUAUGGUUUUAUCAGAAAGGUUAACCCCAAACCAGGAAAGGAUCCUGCACUACUGACAAAAACUGUAGCUAAUCCGUUGGCUGGAAACUGUUUCCCCCCCCCCCCGGCAUGACUUUAUCUUAAGAUCUUUGAUUUAUCAUUUCUGAAUAUAGAAACCAUGCCUUGCAGGACUUUAUGAAAAUGUUAAAAUUACUCAAAACAAUCAAUAACAGUGUUCUGAAAGUAAAACUUUAGCAUGGGCAGACAAAGAUUUGAACCCUAGACCUCAAAUUGUUAUACUGUUACCAUACAUGCCAGAAUUCUUGGACACCAAUCUGUGAGUGUUUACAAUCAUUUUAAGGGAA
Molecule: messenger RNA, 3688 nt
Organism: Mizuhopecten yessoensis (Yesso scallop)
Lineage: Eukaryota; Metazoa; Mollusca; Bivalvia; Pectinida; Pectinidae
Exons: 1
Coding region: 1027-2817 (596 amino acids)
Biological process (GO): neuropeptide signaling pathway
Cellular component (GO): membrane
Molecular function (GO): G protein-coupled peptide receptor activity
Source: RefSeq, a predicted model, not a curated record